AUGGCGCCGGCGAGAAAGAGGCCGAGAGCCGCGCAGUCCGAUGAUAAAACUGCGUCGGUGCUCCUCGCUGAUUAUCGCACCGCCUGGCUCCUCGCAUCCGACGAGCCAUCAGUUGAAAUUAUCUGCAACAACGAAACAUUCAAGGUCCACACGAGUGUCCUCAAGCAGCAUUCGGAGUACUUUGACACCUGCCUGUCCAAGCCAUUCAGCGAGUCGGAUGGCGUGGUUCGCUUUGAUGAUAUCGAGCCUCGGUACUUGGCCUUUUACCUGGGAGUGGCAUACAGCUACUCAUCCAUCAUGCCGCACACGCCCCCGGCCCCCUCUAAGAAUCCCGAGGCCAAGGCACAGCGCACGCCUCUCCGAGACUAUAUAGAAGUAUAUAAGCUAUGUGAUCGGUUUCUAAGCACUCAAAUGGGCGAGUUUAUUCUCAAGUGCAUUAAGACGAGCAUUGGAGACGGGCACCGCGCCUUGUUUCGCUCGUUUGCGGAUGAGGAACAGCAAAAGGCGCUGAUGCGAGAUUUCGCGGACGGAUACGAGGCGCUGGAGCACGGUCAUGCGAUGCAAAAGGAGCUGUCGGAGCUCGUUAUAGAGUAUUUUGUCGAGGGCAUCUCGUAUGAGGCUUGGGACAGCUAUAUGGAAGAGGUGAUGCACAGGCCCAAGUUUGUGGCGCAGGUUUCCAAGGGAUUUGCGAGGAAGUUGUCAGAAGCCAUGUCGGCGAGAUCCAAGAUCAAGCGCAAAGAGCUUAGCGGCCCAUGA
This is a messenger RNA of Trichoderma aggressivum f. europaeum, 756 nucleotides long. RefSeq lists its product as uncharacterized. Gene Ontology annotation, molecular function: protein binding. Bases 1 to 756 code for a protein of 251 amino acids. Lineage: Eukaryota; Fungi; Ascomycota; Sordariomycetes; Hypocreales; Hypocreaceae. The transcript is spliced from 2 exons. The record is from RefSeq and is a predicted model, not a curated record.